Molecule: messenger RNA, 362 nt
Organism: Cottoperca gobio
Lineage: Eukaryota; Metazoa; Chordata; Actinopteri; Perciformes; Bovichtidae
Product: zinc finger protein 185-like
Exons: 4
Coding region: 73-354 (93 amino acids)
Source: RefSeq, a predicted model, not a curated record
AAGCUGCUCCCGAGCCUCUGCAAGAUCUAACACAAUCCCACCCUGAGGAGGCCGAGCCGAACCAACACUCUGAUGAUACCAACACCUCGGACAUAUUUCAAAAGGCCCAAGGAGGAGCAACAAUCCACUCAAACUCAGAAUAAGACCAGGAAUACCAAUGUUUGUUCAUUCUGUGACAAAAUGAUUAAAGGAAAUGUCAAGAUUCACCUCAGUGAACCUGUGAUGACGUGCCACCCCGACUGUCUAAAGUGUGGUGUGUGUGCUAAGGCCCUAGGAGAUUUGCUGACUGUCAUCUUCUUGCAUGACCAAGUGGUCCAUUGUGGUGGCUGCUUUGCAAAAACUCUCAGAACCUGAAGCCUAAC